Aspergillus fischeri NRRL 181 is the source of this 1665-nucleotide messenger RNA. RefSeq names its product putative general amidase GmdA (gene gmdA). The coding region runs from base 1 to 1665 and encodes 554 amino acids. NCBI's taxonomy places the organism in Eukaryota, Fungi, Ascomycota, Eurotiomycetes, Eurotiales, Aspergillaceae. The record is from RefSeq and is a predicted model, not a curated record. The transcript has 6 exons.
AUGACCGUAGACUGGAGGUCCUUGGCAGAUGCCAAACGCCAGUCCAUCCUCGAUGCAAUUCCCGCCAAGUGGAGGAUUCAGACUCCGAUCCCAUCACCAUCCGAACUACGGGAUGUUACUGGUUACAUUGAGCAGUUCUUGACUGCUCGGGAGCUAGAGAUUACCGGAAACGAUGCCGUAGACAUCGCGAAGCGGACGACGUCUGGUAACUGGACUGCCGUGGAGGUAACGGAAGCAUUUUGCCAUAGGGCCGCUCUGGCACACCAGCUUGUGAACUGUCUGCAUGAAGUAUUCUUCGAGGCAGCUAUUGAAGACGCCAAAAGGCUCGAUGCCUAUUUUGCAGAGCACAAGAAGCCUGUUGGGCCUCUUCACGGUCUCCCGGUCAGUCUUAAAGACCAGUUUCAUGUGCGAGGCGUGGAGACAACGAUGGGAUACGUCGGCUGGAUCGGUACAAGAGGCGUAUCUGAAAGCGAGCUUGUCAGGGAGCUUCGCAACCUCGGAGCUGUGCUGUACUGCAAGACAAGUGUGCCUGCGACUCUGAUGGCAGGAGAAACAGUCAACCACAUCAUCAAGUAUACAACUAACCCGCAGAACCGACUCCUCUCGUGUGGAGGAAGCUCGGGUGGGGAAGGCGCGCUUAUCGCCCUGAGAGGCUCUCCUGGAGGGUUCGGCACCGAUAUUGGCGGUAGCGUCCGUAUUCCAGCUGUGUUUAAUGGUCUCUAUGGAAUACGUCCCUCGUCCGGCAGGAUACCUUACGAGGGUGCUGCAAACUCCAUGGACGGCCAAAAUACCAUCCUAUCUGUCAUUGGCCCGCUUGCAACAACAGCGCGCUCUCUGAGACUGCUUUUCAAGGCUGUACUCAGCCAAGAGCCGUGGUUCCAUGAUCCCCUGGUGCUCGAGGUACCCUGGCGCGAAGAUAUUGAACGAGAGGUCGGGGCUCUGGUGAAGCAGUCAGCAGCUGAUCCUUCCCAGCUUGCUUUUGCUGUUAUGCACGACGACGGGAUAACCAAGCCUCAUCCUCCUAUUGCACGGGCUAUGAAGACCGUGGAAGAGACGCUGAAAAAGCUCGGACACAGAGUCAUUGAAUGGAAGCCUCCAUCUCACAGAAUCGCAGUCGACUUGGCCGAUCAAGCUUUCACCUCCGAUGGUGGAGCAGAUAUCGAGUAUCACUUUGGCCUAUCUGGAGAAGAACCUGCUCCACAGAUCAUAGUCGCCACUAAACUCACCCACAAGACAGCUCUGGAAGUUGCAGCGUUGAAUGUCAAGAAGCGAGAAUACCAGAAGCUUUAUAUGGAAUACUGGAAUAGUACCGCUGAACUGACAGGCACCGGACGGCCGGUGGACGGACUCAUCUGUCCGUGUGCACCACACGCGGCCGUGAUUCCUCAGAAAUAUCGUCAUGUUGGUUAUACAUCAUUCGUGAAUCUGCUGGACUACACGAGUGUCGUGUUCCCGGUGACUCGUGCAGACAAAACGAUUGACGUCUCUCAACCACGAACUGACUUUUUGAGCGAGGCGGAUAAGCUAACUUAUGAAGAUUAUGAUGCUGACAUCUACCACGGGGCGCCGGCCGGGCUUCAGAUCGUCGGACGACGAUUCCAGGAGGAGAAGAUGCUGGCAUUAGCUGAGUAUAUCGGUGAAAAGGUCCAAGAGGCAUCACAAUAG